AUGGCGAUUAUAGAUACUGUUCAAAGAUCUAGGCCUGUUCAACUUGGUAUAGUGUGUUUUUUCUUGAUAGUAUGGUACUUUUUACGGGGAACAUCAGAAGGCUUUACGCCAGAGGAAUUGAAUUCGCUUUUACAGAACAAGGAUGAAAGCACCGUUAUGAUUAAGAAAACUGAGCUAACCACUCAUGGCUUAAAGGCUCCAUACAUAGACCAAUCGACAUUUAAACCAAAAAAUUGGUACUUGGCCGGUAAUACUCUUAUUAAAAAUGAUGCGUAUAUUAGACUAACAUCGGAUAACCAACACCAAGUUGGUAGUAUGUUUUCGAACUUACCAAUCCAGGCGGAAUCAUUUGAAAUGGAAUUGACUUUCCAUGUGCACAGUAAAUCAUCUAAUUUGUUUGGUGAUGGGUUUGGAAUGUGGAUAAUCGAUCGCAAGUCAGAUAUCGGAGAUGUCUUUGGAGCACAAAAUUAUUUCAAAGGAUUGGGCAUAUUCGUUGACACGUACAAAAACGGCAAAAGAGGGCACUUCCCAUACGUUAAUUUGAUGUUGGGUGAUGGUAAUACCCCCUAUAACAAAGAUACAGAUGGAUAUGAAACAAGAUUGGCUGGAUGUACGGCUACAGGACUUAUGAACCCAGCUAAUGAAUUGACCAAAGCACGUAUCGUUUACAUUAAGGAUGGGUACUUUUCUUUAGAUUUUAAUUACAAUAAUAAGCAUGAAGACUGGAAAAACUGUGUCACCCUAACGGAUAUCAAAUUGCCUCAAAUUAAGUAUCUUGGAUUCACGGCUGAGACUGGUGAUCUUUCUGAAAACGUGGAUAUUAUUGAAAAUAAGAUGUAUGCGUUAUACAAACCUGACGGUUCAUUUAUUGAGUCCGUUGAUGAAUUAGAGACCUUAAUGCAAGAACAAAGUGACAAUGAAGAACUGUUCCAGCAAGCAGUUGAUGAGAUUAAAGAAGGUGGCAAGCAUAGAAAGAUAAAGAAAAAGUCAAAAAUAAGACGUAAAUCAUUAAGCAGAUUAAAAAAUUCUGAAAAAAAAAUUAAGGAGCGUGAACGUAAGUUGCGGUUAGAGAAGUAUGGAGAUGAAGAUGCUACAUUAUUUAAAAGACUAUUGAAAGGAGUUCUUUAUUCUUUGAAAUUAAUAUUUUAUAUAUUAUUGUUAGGCUGUUUAAUUUGGAUAGGAAACAUAGUUUACCGAGUCCAAGCACAAAAGAAAAAGCUGAAAGUCACUGGUCUAUUAGAUUAA
Molecule: messenger RNA, 1245 nt
Organism: Debaryomyces hansenii CBS767
Lineage: Eukaryota; Fungi; Ascomycota; Pichiomycetes; Serinales; Debaryomycetaceae
Exons: 1
Coding region: 1-1245 (414 amino acids)
Biological process (GO): Golgi organization; endoplasmic reticulum organization; endoplasmic reticulum to Golgi vesicle-mediated transport
Cellular component (GO): endoplasmic reticulum membrane; COPII-coated ER to Golgi transport vesicle; Golgi membrane
Molecular function (GO): D-mannose binding
Source: RefSeq, a predicted model, not a curated record